AUGACUUCGUCUUCAGAGCGUCCGAAUGGUAUUCCCACCAUCACGGUGGAGCAAGAGACUUCAUCGGAGGGACCCUUAUCCAAACCAGUGAAAACUCGGAAACGUGGCUUUAGUCUCCGAACGCAGCUCUUCAGCAAGAACGUUGUGCAGUCUGCCGAGAACUACCUAACGACUCCCGAGAUCGAGCUCAAACAGGUGGAUAAUUCUUAUCUCGCUGAUGAGCUCGACGUCUUUAGACAUGAUGAUUCAUCAGCAAAUCAAAACAACCUCUAUGGCAGCUCUGCGUCGCUCAAUCAGUCUGUGAUUGAUCUGAACGAUGAACCGCAAUACAAGUACAAUUAUACACAGCGAACGACGAGCAAAUAUCAUUUCAUCAAGGCCACCUUGAAUGCUCUCAUGGGAGUCUCCAAUGCUCCAGAGUCCAAGGGUGGCCGCCGUCUCCCGAUCACGGUCAACCUUAAACGAAGUGAAGAGCCAUCUAUAACCAAUAAGAAAGGAGAGGUGCUGCUGCUUGAUAACCGCACAAAUCAGCCCUACGUGAACAACGUCAUUACCUCAUCUAAAUACACCCUGUUGAGUUUUCUUCCCCGACAACUGAUUGCUCAAUUUUCCAAGCUGGCCAAUUGCUACUUCAUGACUGUGGCCAUAUUGCAGCUGAUACCCUCGUGGUCAACGACAGGUACUUCCACCACAAUCAUUCCCCUCUCUAUUUUCAUCUCGAUAUCUAUAUUGAGAGAAGGCUGGGACGAUCUGAGACGACAUAAACUGGACAAGGUCGAAAAUAACAAACCAGGUACAGUGCUCAAGAUGGGGACCUCCCACUAUUCGUCGCAUUACGUUUACAGCAAAAGUGCAACAUCUUUCUCGCGAUUGAGAUCGAGCACUCAGUUCUUUGAUACCGAUGAUUUAGACUCGCAAGACGAGAACAUGAUAUUCGACGAAAACUCCUUCGUUAACGAACAGCUUCUCAGCAAAGAGGGAAUUUCGACAAUACACACUAGAUGGAAGAACAUUAAAGUGGGAGACAUCGUGAAGAUUGAAUGUGAUGAAUGGGUGCCAGCGGACGUUGUUCUACUCACUUCAACAAACGACAUGGGAGAGACCCUGGUAGAGACUAUGGCUUUGGACGGAGAAACGAAUUUGAAGUCCAAGCUGCCAAAUCAGGAACUCCACAAAUUAGCCAACUCAAUAGAAGGGCUGCGCAAACUGAAAGCCAAUAUUCAUUGUGAAGAUCCAAACUCGGAUCUCUACAACUUUGAGGGAUCAUUGGACAUCGAAGACCCUGCAUCUCACGAAACUAGAAAAUUUGCAUUGGGCCCCGAAAAUAUCAUUUACAGAGGGUCCAUUAUCCGAAACACUGAUUCGUGUUUGGGGGUGGUUGUUUUUAGUGGUGAGGAAACGAAAAUCAGAAUGAACUCCAUCAAGAACCCCCGAAUCAAGGCACCGAAACUGCAAAGAUCAAUUAACUACAUAGUCGCGUUUAUGGUUUUUGUGGUUGCCUCGCUAUCUAUGUUUUCUUUUAUGGCCGAGAGAGUGUUUUACAACAGAUACGGAGACAAGAACUGGUACAUCAGAGGCGAAGAUGCUGGUAUUGCCCCAACAAUCAUGGGUUUCAUCAUCAUGUACAACACCCUUAUUCCUUUGUCUCUCUAUGUUACCAUGGAAAUCAUCAAGGCCGUUCAGAUGGUUCUUUUGCAGUGGGAUAUUGACAUGUACCAUCCGCAAUCGAACACUCCUGCUGAAGCGCGGACUGCCACUAUUCUAGAAGAGCUGGGCCAAGUUAGCUAUAUUUUUUCAGACAAAACUGGUACCCUGACCGAUAACGUUAUGAUUUUUCGCAAGUUUAGCGUAUGCGGUACGCCUUGGAUUCAUGAUAUGGAUCAGCCUGAUGCAAAGGAUCCGGAUACGGCCCAAGUUCCGCUUACAGUGGACUCUCAAGAUGGAGCUGCAGAUUCGAGCAAAAGCGUAAAUAAAGCAGGCACUACACCAUUUGCAGGUCGAUCAAGCAUGUCAUCCGUCAAUCCAAGUUUAGUAACUGCGCAGACUGCCAAAAUACAAAACUUAGAUUUCAAACCCAGCAUCAAGUCAUCUGCGGAACUCAUCAGGUAUUUGCAGACAAAUCCAAACACCAUAUAUGCCAAGCGUGUGACAUUCUUUCUUCUUUCUAUUGCAUUGUGUCACUCCUGUCUCCCGAAAAAAACCAAGACAGAUUCCGUUCCCGAGAUGGAUACUAUGGAAGGAUUCGAGGAUGAAAUGGAGUCCAUAGACUACCAGGCUUCUUCUCCUGAUGAACUGGCUCUAGUUCAGGCAGCCUGCGAGAUGGGUUUUGUUUUGUUCGAGAAGAAACAGAAAACUGUCACUCUCAAGCUGCACCCGCACGGAUUUGAUAAAGAGCCUGUGUUUGAAGACUAUGAAAUUCUUGAUGUGGUUGAAUUCUCCUCAAACAGAAAACGAAUGUCCGUGAUACUUAGACUCCCGGAUUCGAAGAUUGUUCUAUUCUGUAAGGGAGCAGACAAUGUCAUCAUGGAGAGACUGCGGAACUCCCAAGUGGCCUGUUCGAAACAACAAGAGUUUUCGCGGAGCGUGGCCGAUCGGAAACGGUAUGAGGCAGAACUGAUUUUACAGCGACGGUCGAUGGAUUCUGUCCGUUCUAGAGAGGGGCGGAGCUCGACUUCUUCAAUUCCAAGACCAAGUUUGAGUCUGUCUCGUUCUUCCGUGGAGGGCGUGUCACCUAUCCGCAUGGGUCAUGCAUCCAGAGCUAUAGACUCUGUUCUCUCGGAAGACUCCGAAAGACACGAACUUGAAGAGAUCAAGAGCAAAGCUAGAAGAUCUUUGCAGUUGAAACAGGCGGAAAAAUACAACCUGCGCGAAGAGGUGUCCUACAUUCCGUCAGAUAGACUUGUCGUUAACGAUGAAUACGUUCUAGAGAAGACAAUUGAACAUGUGGAGGACUUUUCAACGGAAGGCCUGAGAACUUUGCUUUACUCGUACCGUUAUCUCUCUGAAGAGGUUUAUUCAGAAUGGUCCCAAAAAUAUGGCAAGGCAAAGACCUCUCUGACAAACCGUGCUGAACUCGUUGAGAAAAUUGGCUGUCAGUUGGAAGAGAACUUGGAACUUUUGGGAGCCACUGCCAUAGAAGACAAACUGCAAAAGGGGGUCCCAGCUGCUAUUGAAAAGCUUAGACGAGCAGGAAUAAAGCUUUGGAUGCUAACGGGAGAUAAAAGGGAGACUGCUAUCAACAUUGGAUACUCUUGUCGACUGAUCAAGGACUAUUCGAAAGUGAUUGUUCUUUCUAAUGAUGAAGGGACGGAAAGGCUGUCUUCCAUGAUGACAGCUGCGGAGCUCGAAAUUGAAGAAGGAAACGUGGCUCAUUGUGUGGUGGUCGUUGAUGGAGGCACUUUGUCGGAUAUUGAAAUGGACAACACGUUGAUGACGGUGUUUAUUUCUCUCUGUAUGAAGUCGGACUCUGUUAUCUGUUGUCGUGCAUCUCCCUCGCAGAAAGCCAAAAUGGUGACAAGUGUUCGCAAUUUAAAUAAGUCAAAAGUGACUCUUGCCAUUGGAGAUGGUGCAAACGAUAUCGCCAUGAUUCAAAGCGCAGACGUUGGCGUUGGAAUUACCGGUAAGGAAGGCUUGCAGGCUGCGAGAACAUCGGAUUAUUCCAUCGCUCAAUUCCGGUACUUGCUAAAGCUCUUGCUGGUUCACGGUCGCUACAACUACAUCAGGACUUCCAAAUUUGUUCUCUGCACAUUCUACAAGGAACUGCUUUUCUACUUGACACAGCUACUGUACCAGAGAUACACGCUUUUUACUGGAACAUCAUUGUAUGAGUCGUGGUCUUUGUCGAUGUUCAAUACAUUGUUCACGUCUUUGCCAGUGUUGUGUAUUGGUAUGUUUGACAAGGACCUUCGGCCAUCGACUCUCAUUGCUGUUCCCGAGCUGUACGCGAAGGGACGAAACUACGAGUCGUUCAAUUUCAAAUUGUUCCUUUUCUGGUCCCUGCUGGCAGCUUCACAGAGCACAGCGCUGUGCUUCUGUUUGUGGAAUGUUUAUGGAUUUCCUGCAACGCUGGAUAACACAACCUAUCCGCUGGGAGUGGUGAUGUUCACUGUGCUGAUCGUCAUCAUCAAUGCAAAAUGUAACAUUAUCGAGAUGCACUCAAUCACCAAGCUUUCCGUGAUAUCUUUCUGUGUGUCUGUUUUUGGCUGGCUCUUGUGGUGCGUGCUGCUCGUUGGACUAUACAAAACGAAAGACAGCACCAUAUAUUAUGUUGCUCACGGGCUGUUCGAGCAUUUUGGUAAAGAUGUCACUUUCUGGGCCAGUAUUCUGGUGCUGAUUGUGGUCGGGCUUUCCGUGGAUAUGCUAUUUCACUUGGUUAAAGUCAGUUUGUGGCCUACCGACACCGAUACAUUCCAAGUGCUCGAGAAGAAUAACAAAUUACGCAAGCAGAUGGAAUUGAAUGCAUUUGACGAACUAGCGCAGAGCUGGACAUGGAUGCAUGAAUCGCAGCUAGUCGAACAGGACAUAGAAAACUACUCGAGCAUGAAAAAGGGACUCUAUCAUUUCCGGUCAUUGAUGAAAAAGGGUUCCAUUCAUCCUUCCAAACAAACCAGAAAACGGAAGCAGACUCUUGUGAACCCCACAGAAUUGCCCGCUGGGUCUCCAGCCAGCGUGACGAUCGCAUCAUUUGACCUUUCAGAUCAGGAGAUGCUGCCUAGCGGCAAGGUUAUUCGUCAUCGAGGCGACGAUCACGCUUUUGCACGCAUCUUUAAAAAACAGGGAGAAACAAGGGAUAUAGAAUCCAUUUUAGACGAAAGAGUGAGACACCUAGAAGAAUUGGAAAAAUAA
This is a messenger RNA of Ogataea angusta, 4845 nucleotides long. RefSeq lists its product as uncharacterized. Gene Ontology annotation, biological process: post-Golgi vesicle-mediated transport; phospholipid translocation; endocytic recycling. Gene Ontology annotation, cellular component: plasma membrane. Gene Ontology annotation, molecular function: ATP hydrolysis activity; magnesium ion binding; ATPase-coupled intramembrane lipid carrier activity. The coding region runs from base 1 to 4845 and encodes 1614 amino acids. The transcript has a single exon. Lineage: Eukaryota; Fungi; Ascomycota; Pichiomycetes; Pichiales; Pichiaceae. The record is from RefSeq and is a predicted model, not a curated record.